This is a messenger RNA of Prosopis cineraria, 1697 nucleotides long. Its product is annotated as ACT domain-containing protein ACR9. The transcript has 6 exons. NCBI's taxonomy places the organism in Eukaryota, Viridiplantae, Streptophyta, Magnoliopsida, Fabales, Fabaceae. The coding region runs from base 152 to 1411 and encodes 419 amino acids. The record is from RefSeq and is a predicted model, not a curated record.
GCCACAAUCACAGGCUUCGCUUCAGAUUUCAGACUUGUCAAAACUAAUCCUUUCUCUUCCACACAAUAACCCUCUCCGGAGGGCCGCCGUGAGCUCCCGCUAUGUGAUUCCGGCAUCUCUGAGCAUCACAUCGUGUGGAGCUUCUUCAGUCAUGGGAGUAUCGUUGGACGACGUCGUUGUGAUCGAGCCUGGGAAGAACUUCGAUGAGCCCUGUGUCGUUACUGUGAAUUGCCCGGACAAGGCUGGACUUGGUUGCGAUCUCUGCAGAAUCAUCCUCGAGUUUGGACUUCGCAUUACUAGAGCAGAUAUCUCAACGGAUGGAAGAUGGUGCUACAUCAUAUUUUGGGUUGUUCCCCACCCUCGUUCACAAAAUAUUAAUUGGGACAGCUUGAAGAACCGGCUCCUUUCGUCUUGCCCUUCAUGUAUUUUUUCUUUCGACUUUAAUAAGAACUCUGGUAGUCCCUCACCAGCUCCAGUAUAUCUAUUGAAAGUUUGGGUUGUUGACCAGAAAGGAGUAUUACAUGAUGUUACUGAAAUCCUCUGCAUCCUUGAACUUAGUAUUCAAAGAGUGAAAGUGAUGCCAACGCCAGAUGGAAGGGCCCUAGACCUGUUCUUUGUUACCGAUGGCAUGGAGCUAUUGCAUACAAAAAAGAGGCGAGAUGAUGUGUGUGAUUCUCUGAUGGCUGCUUUAGGAGAAUGCUGUAUCUCCUGUGAACUUCAGUUGGCAGGGCCUGAAUAUGAAGGUUUGCAGGGGUUUUCUUCUCUUCCAUCAGUAAUUGCUGAAGAGCUAUUUAGUCUCGAGCUGUCAGACAAGGGGUCUUUGCAUCCUCUGAGCCCAGAUAUGAGCACACUGAAGAAACCUACUGUUGUAGUGGAUAAUUUAUUGAGCCCAGCUCAUACAUUGCUCCAGAUAAAGUGUGCUGAUCAGAAGUGCUUGUGUUAUGAUAUUAUGAGAAUAUCUAAGGACUCUGAUAUUAAGGUUGCUUAUGGUCGAUUCUCUGCAAGUGCAAAUGGUCUUAAAAAUAUCGACUUAUUUGUCCAGCAAAAAGAUGGGAAAAAGAUCAUAGAUGCUGAAAGUCAAGCUGCUCUGUGUUCUUGCUUAAAAGAAGAGAUGCUUCACCCAUUGCGGGUGAGUAUUGUGAACCGAGGUCCAGAUACAGAACUACUUGUUGCUAAUCCCGUAGAGUUAUCAGGAAAGGGAAGGCCCCGAGUAUUCUACGAUGUUACAUUGGCAUUGAAAGCAUUGGGAAUAAUCAUCUUCUCGGCUGAAGUUGUGAGACAUUCAACACAGAAACGCCAGUGGGAAGUGUACAGGUUUUUGUUGGAUGAAAGUUGCGAGCUGCCUCUGGGUAGUAGUCAAGCCAGAAGUCAGAUUGUCGACAAAGUGAGAAGAACUUUGAUGGGAUGGUAAUUUGGUUUGCUUUAGAUGAGAAGCUUAGUUUGAAAAUUGAGUAUUUGUGCGUUUAAAUGCAUUUAUUAACUUUGCCAUAUCAUGUAGAGCAGCACCCUAUAAAUCUGGUUUGGUGUAUAGUUAUCUCAUUAGUCACAAUCAUCUCUGGCACAUCAUCCAUAAAUUAUUGCUAUAUUUCUCCUCUGGCCUCAAUGACUAUUACAGUUCAAUUUAAGCACAAGUUCUAGGGUUCUGUUGUAUUCCUAUAAUAUCAAAUUUUUAGCAAGUCGUACAAUAUUAUAAGUCA